AUGGCGACGUCGCGGGCUGAGAAAGUGACGGAGUUCCUCACUUGUGUAAUCUGCCAGGAACUGUACACAGACCCCUGUACACUGAGAUGUGAUCACACAUUCUGCAGGAAAUGUGUCACAGGAUACAUCAAAACCAGACCAGAUGCUAUACAGUCCAAGACGAUCCCCUGUGCCUUCUGUCGACAAGAUACCAAGGUCCCCAGCCCCAGCAGGCCUGUGGAGGAGUGGGCGGGGCAGAUCAAACCCAGCAUUAUUAUACAGGGGCUGAUUGACACACAAGCUGACGUUGUCAAAACAGGUUCCGCUUCAUGUUGCUCAGUGUGUGAGAAGUUAGGGGAGACAACUCCGGGAGCCUCAUGGUGUUCCAAUUGUAAAGUGUCUCUCUGCGAGAGAUGUGUCAAGAUGCAUCGUGCAAAUCCUGCAUCACAUGGCCAUGAGAUCUGUGACCUUUCCGGGAAGGUGAAGGUGAAGAGGAGGCGUAAGGUCAUGUGCAGGGAACACAAGGAUGAAGUUAUAAAGCUUGUCUGUAAAGACUGCCACAAAGCCGUGUGUCAGACAUGUUGUGUUAUUUACCACAGGCAAUGUGAGUCUGUCGUUACCUUAGAGUCAAUGUUGCCAACCAUGACCCACGAUUUGAGAGAGAAGGCUAAUGUAUUGUCAAAGAAUAUACAUAGGAAACAAACACUUGUUCAGAAAACAAACAAGAAGAUUAGCGGAAUUGAGAAAAACAAAGUAGCAGCAGAAAGUCACAUCAAAUCUGUUGUUGAGAGAGUCAUCGCCAACAUCAAGCAGAAAGAAAACCAACUGAUAAAUAAAGUCAGGGAUAUUUCAGACAAACAAACUAAGCAACUUAAAGCAGUUGUUAAAUCUGAAGAGAUUGAGAUGCAGAUGUCCAAACAACAUUGUGAGUUCAUUGACCAGGCCUUGGUAUCGGACUGUGAGAAGGACCUGUAUGAUGCGUAUCAGGCCUGGGAGUCGAGGGUUGUGGAGUUGGGGGAUUUCAGGGACACAGACACAGUAGACAAACAGGAAAUAGAUGGCAUCAGGUUUAUGCCUGACAUGGACAAUAUCCAGUACAUCCUGAAUGAGCUUCAGUUGGGGAAGAUUGACGUCACACGCCAGGAUCAAAGUACAUGUCUGCCGUCUCCAGUGCGGGUGGACAUGAUAGAUGGAAGGAUGGCGAGUGAUGAGGGGAAACCGGAUCUACAGGACAUCACAGUUCUAUUUGUAGACGGUAUACAAACAAUUGUAGUCAGUGACAUGGGGAACAAUUCAUUGAAAUCUUUCUACACCAGAAAAAAGAAGCCAUGUCAUAGUAAACUCCCCCUGGGUGAACUGCUAUGUGGUGUAACACGGUUGAAGGAGAACCAGGUGCUGGUUUCUGUUGCUGCGUCCCGUGAGAUUGUCACAGUUGAAGUGACCCCAGACCUGAAGCUCGUGUCGACUAUAACAACAAGCAAAACGUACAUGUCUCGCUGUUCUGGGUCCUUCAUCUCUCGCAGCAGGUACUGA
Molecule: messenger RNA, 1512 nt
Organism: Haliotis rufescens (red abalone)
Lineage: Eukaryota; Metazoa; Mollusca; Gastropoda; Lepetellida; Haliotidae
Product: E3 ubiquitin-protein ligase TRIM56-like
Exons: 2
Coding region: 1-1512 (503 amino acids)
Biological process (GO): positive regulation of DNA-templated transcription
Cellular component (GO): chromatin; nucleoplasm
Molecular function (GO): ubiquitin-protein transferase activity; zinc ion binding
Source: RefSeq, a predicted model, not a curated record